ACAUAACUCCGGGCCAGCCAACAACACAGCAUCGCAUUGAUACCCUCAGACACCGCGCAAUCCGACGCAAUAACCUCAAUCCCAUUACCUUCGUGCGCUAAUCCAAUACAAACCACCACAUCCCACGCGCAUCCAACCACACCCCCGCCAAUCCCGCACCCUCCACGCAACAAUGCCCUCCUCCUGCAAAGACAUCCGCGAAGCCCUCGCGCAAUGCCUCCAGCAAUCCGACUGCAUAAUGAUCCAACGGAACACCCCAGCCGACUGUCUGCGUCCGCCGCUCAUCGACACCCUGCCUACGCAGUGCCAGCAGCUUAAGAGGGGAUACGGCGAGUGCAAGCGCGGGAUGGUCGAUAUGCGCAAGCGGUUCCGCGGGAACCAGCCUAUUGCGAUGGGGAAGUUGGGAGAGCCGGAGAAGAAGAGCGGGCAGCUUUAUGCUGGGAAGGCGGCGUUUGGGGGGGUCAAGGAGACGAGUGGCGAUGAGCCGGAGCCGAGGGAUUGGAGGGAGGUGGAGAAUGAGAAGUUUAGGGAGGGGAAGGCGUAGGUUUUGGCUUGGGGCUUGGAAAAUGGGUGUGCGAAAGAGGAUAGGGUAUAACAUGGGCGGCGUUCUGAGGGAAAAUAUCACCUAGAGGCCGCUUUGCAUUGCUGGCGUUCAUACAUCUUUGGAUAUACUGUACUAUACAUACUCACAACCGUGUACAAUCAACAAGCGCGCAAGGCAAUACGAGCGAUUUAUUCGG
This is a messenger RNA of Pseudogymnoascus verrucosus, 740 nucleotides long. RefSeq lists its product as uncharacterized. Gene Ontology annotation, biological process: mitochondrial respiratory chain complex IV assembly. The record is from RefSeq and is a predicted model, not a curated record. Gene Ontology annotation, cellular component: mitochondrion. Lineage: Eukaryota; Fungi; Ascomycota; Leotiomycetes; Thelebolales; Thelebolaceae. The transcript is spliced from 2 exons. Bases 173 to 544 code for a protein of 123 amino acids.